AUGGUGGGAAAUUUUUUUAAAUUCCCGCAUUAUUUUUCAUUUCUUUCUCAAUACAAUUUAGAGAAAAGAAACCCUAUUUUCUCAAACCCCUUUCAUCUUUCUCUCACCCUUUCUGAUCACCUUCUUCUCCCAAAAGUAAUUUUCAACCGCAACCUCUCUCAACCUCUCACACUCUUACAUUCAGUGUCUCUCACCCUCUGCUGCUCUUACGCCUCUCUAACGUUUCCGUCAUCAAAGUAUUUCCCGGAUAAGGAUUUCAAGGGCUUAACUUAUGAAUAUAGACACCAAAGGGAUUUGAAGGAUCUUUUGCAGAAGUUGCAUCCUCGGCCAAGAUUGGUACAACAAAGAAUGAUGUUGGCGCCUAUCGGAGUGCCUGUGGUGGUCAUGAAGUUCGUUGCUCUGCUUCUUAUGGUUGGAGUUGGGUAUUUGUACUUUGAGUUAUACAUGUAAAUUUGCAUAGAUCAGAGUAUCUAUAUUUGUGUUAUAUAUAUAUACUGAAUAUUGUAAAAUUAUAUAGAUUUAAGUUUGAUUUUUCACAGAUUUAAAUAUUGUAAAUUUAUUGAUAUAUAUUGGUGAUGUUAAGUGUAUUUUAUUUA
Humulus lupulus (European hop) is the source of this 596-nucleotide messenger RNA. RefSeq lists its product as uncharacterized. The coding region runs from base 1 to 450 and encodes 149 amino acids. NCBI's taxonomy places the organism in Eukaryota, Viridiplantae, Streptophyta, Magnoliopsida, Rosales, Cannabaceae. The transcript has 3 exons. The record is from RefSeq and is a predicted model, not a curated record.